This is a messenger RNA of Gigantopelta aegis, 2930 nucleotides long. RefSeq names its product annexin A13-like. The record is from RefSeq and is a predicted model, not a curated record. NCBI's taxonomy places the organism in Eukaryota, Metazoa, Mollusca, Gastropoda, Neomphalida, Peltospiridae. The transcript has 10 exons. Bases 379 to 1590 code for a protein of 403 amino acids. Gene Ontology annotation, cellular component: cytoplasm. Gene Ontology annotation, molecular function: calcium ion binding; calcium-dependent phospholipid binding.
AACGUAUGAUGUAUUGUUAACACCACUUCCUUUACGUUUAAAAUAAACGCACAAAAAUAAUAUUAGUCAUAAUUAAUAAUUUUACAAAGGUUGCAUUCUAUCAUAUCAUAUAUUCACAUUCAUGUGAUUAAUAUUCAUAUUCAUGUGAUCGUGUGUGCGAAUGCCGUCAUCACUGCGAUUGUUGCGUCACUGCUAACAAUACUCUGACGUCACGUACCACACUUGGCGAGCUGCUGUCCUGGGAUUGGUGAGCUGCAGGGAGCUACAUCUCACUAAUUAAUGCUUAAGUUUACAUAGGCAUGUGAGUGUUGGCCCGGCGCAGGUCACUGCUGUGUGAAGCGAAACAAAAUCGAAUGUGAGCAUCUAGACGAUAGCACCAUGUCAAACACACAGCUCCCAUCGGGUGACAGUGACAGUAACAUCAUGCCAGUACAAGAAAUUCAACAGGACCCUGACAACAACAGGUCAGAUGACCCCGAUAAUAACAUGCCAACAACAGAUCAGCAGUCAUGUGACUUUGAUAAUAAUAUACCAACAACAGAUCUUCAAUCACGUGACCCAGAUGAUACUGGCAUAUCAACAACAGACACUGACAUCGUUUUCCCAACAGGUGGAGCCAUGGAUGAACGUAAGGCUACCAUUUUUGAAGCUGUCGAGUUCAAUGAAGAAAAUGCGGCAGCCAAAUUGAGAAAGGCUAUGAAAGGAUUAGGUACAGACGAACACAUGAUCAUCUCCAUUCUCUGUGAACACAGCAACGCACAGCGGCAAAUCAUUAAAGAGCGAUACAAGACAGACUUUGGCAGGGAUUUGGCAGAGGAUCUGAAGUCUGAUCUAGGUGGUCAUUUUCUCACCCUCUGUCUGUACAUGCUGAUGCCAGCUAGGUACUUUGAUGCAUUCUGUCUAAGGAAGGCAAUGCAGGGAGCUGGUACAAAAGAAUCUACACUGAUAGAAAUUUUGGUAUCAAGAUCCAACGAACAAAUUAAUGAAAUAAAAGAAGUUUAUAAAAACGAGCUCUUCAAUAGCGAUUUGGAAGAAGACAUCGUGUCAGAAACGUCUGGUGAUUUCAGACGUGUGCUUGUAUCCUUACUGAUGGCCAACCGAGAGGAGAGCCAGGAUGUUGACGACGAGUUGGUGAAGAAAGACAAAGAAGACCUAUACGAGGCAGGCGUUGGCACCAUUCUGGGAACGGACGAGGACGUGUUCAACAAAAUAUUCGUGUCACGUAGUCUAGCACACCUCCAGAGAGUGUUCUCCGAGUACAAGAAAUACGACACACAGGAUAUUGAGGAGGCCAUCAAGGAGGAAAUGAGUGGCCAUGCUCAGGAGGCCUUCCUGUCCAUUGCUCGAUUCGUGAAGGAUCCUAUGGUGUAUUUUGCAACCUGUUUUGAAGAAAGUUUUGCUGGCCCUGGUACAGAUGAUGAAAGGCUCAUGCAACUGACAGUCUCUCACUCAGAGGUUGAUCUGGCCACCAUUGCUAGGGUUUAUGAAGAGAACUAUAUGAAGAGCUUAAGUAAUGCCAUCAGGAGUGAGACCUCAGGAGAUUACAGAAAACUACUGAUAAAGAUUCUUGAUCCUUCCAAAACAAACUAGUAUUAGACUUUUCUUGAAAACACACAAACACAAAUGUGAUGUUUAAGAACAAUUCUCAGCAGAACCAUCUGUGAUAUUUGAUUUUAUUAGUGAAAUAGUUUUCUACAUGUACUUUUGUGCACAAUCAACACCCUUCUCAUUUUCAUUCCCCAUAUUUCACUUUGAGAUUAUAAGUCACAAACUAUUAAGCCCCAUGUGUUUUUCGAAGCGAUCUUUGUGCUAAGAUCACCUUAAGUGCAUUAGGUUGCUAUGCACUGAAGGUGAUCAUAGCGUUAAGAAUGCUUCGUAAAACGAGGCCCAGGCCUGUAGAAAACAAAUCAAUAUAGAAAUCGAUUACAAAGACUUCAGAUGAUUUCUGUGGAGGAUCAAACUGGUCAUAUUCAACACAAAAUUACUUAACACAACCCAAAUGCUACAUCGGUCUAAAGGGUAAUGAUUUUGUCAAUGUCAAUAAGAACACACAAAACAACUGUUGUCAGUCUCAUACUGCUGGCUCACAACAGACAAAUUCAAGUUCUCCAACAGUUGGAAGUUUGGUCAAAACAUGCAAAAUAACUAAAUACCACUUACCAGUUAAAAACUAGAUUUUUAAUGAACACGGACAUGUUUGUUUUCAGAAUAAUGAUCUUUAUUUAUGAACCACGUAACCUUACUCAUCUAUUACUGAAAUUACUAUAAUAUUUAUUGUGAGGAUUAUUUCUUCAUUGUGUAGUCAGCUUCCCAGUAAAUAUCGAAAUAUUAAUCAUAUACAGCAGGCUUCUCCAAAUAAUCUGACAAAUAUCCACGUGGGCUACAUUCUAUACAGACCACAUUGCGGAUGAUUUACAAUGUUUAGGAAGUAGCUUAACAUAACCAACUUUAGUAAACAGCCUCCUAGUGUAAUACAUAACAUCCUGUAACAGGCAUCUAAAUACCAUAGCUCACUAAACACAUCUGCAGCAUAUUAUAUCACACUAAGUAUGACACUGCCAUCAACUAUCCAUGUUUUUUCAAGAAGUCAUCAUCACACUGGUGUUUGGCUCCGUUUUUAACAUACCCUUCUUAUUUUGAAAUACAUCCUUUGUGAUAAUGCCUUGCACAAGCAACCAAGCAACCUCACAUUAAUGAUAAAAAUAUGUACAUCUCUGUUUCAUCCAAAUUGUUUUUUAAUUGUGUUUUUUUUUUGGGUGGGGGGGGUAUUAGGUUUGUUUUUUCUUCAAGUUAGAUAUUGAUAUAUAUUUUUUGUAUUAGGUUGGCUUGCCAAGUUAGAUAUUAGUACAAUGUUAGUAAAAUUUACACAAUUUGCCAAAAUCCGUUUUUAUUUUACAAGUGCUUUGCCAUAACAAUGUCUGUUGAAUGAA